This is a messenger RNA of Ornithodoros turicata, 1746 nucleotides long. RefSeq names its product zwei Ig domain protein zig-8-like. NCBI's taxonomy places the organism in Eukaryota, Metazoa, Arthropoda, Arachnida, Ixodida, Argasidae. Gene Ontology annotation, cellular component: neuron projection membrane. The transcript has 6 exons. The record is from RefSeq and is a predicted model, not a curated record. Bases 101 to 973 code for a protein of 290 amino acids. Gene Ontology annotation, biological process: synapse organization.
GCGAACCCAUGCUGGUGCGUGUCGCGACAUGACAGGAUUAAAGUGCACGGAUUAAGGUGGAUUUGGAGCCGGAUUACGCGUCCGGAAGUAUGCGUGACCCAUGACGGGAGUUGCUUUCCGGCCGUUGGCUGUGCUACUCUCCCGCUGUUGGCUUCUUUUGGCUCCGUUGCUGCUCUUUGCCAGUCUACAUCACGCUGUGGAAGCUAACGUCUGGCGGUGGCGGCGGUCGGUGGAGCUGGUUGCUGGCCGGCCUCUCUUCCCGGAGAUUGAACAGCCUUCCUUCGACAAUAGUACACCGACUGACGUCACCGCGCAACAAGGACAGACCGUUUACUUGCAUUGUAUCGUGACGAACCUCGGCGAAAAAGUGGUCUCGUGGAUCCGUCGGCGCGACUUCGCCGUGCUCACAGUCGGUCUAGCUACCUACACGGCCGACGAGCGAUUCCAGGCAGUUCACUUGGAACGGUCUGAAGACUGGAUGCUGCAAGUGAAGCGGACACAGCCCAACGAUGCUGGGGAGUACGAGUGUCAAAUCAACAUGCAUCCGCUUAUCUCCUACUUCGUGCGGCUCAUCGUGCUCGUGCCUCGAGCUCGCAUCUUGGAAGCCCCGGAGCUGUUCAUUAAGAGUGGAUCUUCGAUGAACGUGAGUUGCGCCAUCGAGAACAGCCCGGAGCCACCUGUGUUUGUCUUCUGGUUCCACAAUGAGCGCGUGAUCAACUACGAUGGACCGGGUCACAUCUCGGGGGCCAAGAAGGAGCCCGACGCCUAUGUGAGCAACUUGUACAUCCGAAACGCUAGGCCCCAGGACUCAGGGAACUACACCUGCGGCCCCUCCAACGCGGGAUCUACAAGCGUCGUCGUUCACGUGCUCAACGGUGAGAAAAGAGCAGCCAUGCAACAUGAACUGUCGCGAGCCUCUCGCCGCGAGCCAUGGCUUCUGGUUGCCAUCGUCUGGACCCUCGCUUUCUCCUGACCCGGGGCUUUGUGAUGAGGCGUUCAUCGAUCCGUCCACGUCCCCCUGAACUUGGGAUGGAGCAGCAGAAGGUGCAGGGUAAUCCAGGAGUCAUUGAUUGCCGGUGCUCCUCCACAGAACUGAACUGCCACACAGGUGUGCUCACAUUCCAGGACGUUGCUCAACUGUGUCGAAGGCGCACUUCCUAAGUGUGUGUUGUGUGCGUGGAGGCGAAGAGACUUGCACUCGGAUGUGUGAGGACGUUCGUGAAAAAGCUGCGACAUGCGGUGGGUGCUCAAGAACCGGACGUCUAUCCGUGCUCCUAGAAGUAGACGGACACAGGCCUCUUACUCGUGACCAUGGAGCCGAGAACAGAGACGGCCACGUUCACUUACGGUUGAUCUGUAUUUCUUCUCCGGCUCAUUUACACAUUUCCACUUAAACGUACGUGACAUUAAGAUCGACAACUGCAGGGGUAAGAGACACUCCUGCUCAGAAGGGUGUACGAUGGUUGUGACACCGCAUUGUUACUGAGGGCUUGGUUGUAUAAACCUUCACGGGACAUCAACGGAGCCCAUUUCGUCGGGAAUAAUUUUACCGCAGCCGACGUUUGUUCCUCACGUUUGUCUUUGGCAGACUGAAUCGGAAGACGAGCUCACGCAGCUCGGCUUGGUGAUGGCGAAGAGGUGCACCCGGAAGUCUUAUCUGACGAUUCCGGUGUAACAUACUGUAAAUGUAUCCUUCGUGUACAUAAACUUAUCAGCCCUGUGGUUUAAAAAUAAUAAAUGGUUAUG